Messenger RNA from Paramuricea clavata, 581 nucleotides. The record is from the annotation of a GenBank genome assembly. NCBI's taxonomy places the organism in Eukaryota, Metazoa, Cnidaria, Anthozoa, Malacalcyonacea, Plexauridae.
AUGUACUUUAGGGAAAUUCGAGAGCUCGCUACAUUGUGUUUUGGAUUAGGUUAUAUAUCGGCAGCGGAAUUUGCUGUUUUACUUGAUGAAUAUGAAUCUUGCAAUCCAGAUUUUCCAUAUGACGAGUAUAUGCCUUUUAACCUGGAUGAUAUGGACGAGAGUGAAUGCUUAGCAGAGUUUCGAUUUGAGAAGCAGCAUAUUCCACUUCUCGCUGAAGCAUUGAGAAUCCCAGCUUACUUCAUUACGAGCAAAGAAGCCGAGUGAGAGGCAUAGAAGGGUUGUGUAUGUUGCUAAAGAGAGUGGCAUAUCCAUGCCGUUACAAUGACAUGAUCCCUCGAUUUGCUCGUCCAGUCCCAGUGUUGAGUAUGGUCACAAACAAAGUCAUAAAUCACCUUUACGAAACUCAUGGCCAUCGACUCACACAAUGGAAUCAUACCAUUCUCCACCCUCAAGCACUUGAGCAGUAUGCUGAAGCAAUUCAUAAUAAAGGCGCUCCAUUACAAAACUGCUUUGGUUUCAUAGAUGGAACUGUCAGCCGGACCGAUUUCUCGCCCAAGAGAGAAUCAGCGUGUAGUUUAUAA